Molecule: messenger RNA, 909 nt
Organism: Fomitiporia mediterranea MF3/22
Lineage: Eukaryota; Fungi; Basidiomycota; Agaricomycetes; Hymenochaetales; Hymenochaetaceae
Product: Aldo/keto reductase
Exons: 3
Coding region: 1-909 (302 amino acids)
Cellular component (GO): cytosol
Molecular function (GO): aldose reductase (NADPH) activity
Source: RefSeq, a predicted model, not a curated record
AUGUCUGUCAAAUCGUUCAAGCUCUCUGACGGGACUCAAAUCCCCUGGAUUGGAUUUGGCUCUGGAACAGCGUUCUUCAAAAUGGAGUGCAAGGAUGCCGUAGCACUUGCUUUAUCCGUGGGAAUGACGCAUAUUGACACUGCCGGGAUGUAUCAGAACGAGGAAAGCGUCGGUGACGCCAUUGCUUCGUCCGGUAUCCAGCGUUCCAACCUGUAUGUCACCACGAAGCUCGCUGCUAUUCCAUCAGGACAGACGGUUGAAGACUGCCUACGCCAAAGCCUGAAGAAACUGCAACUCGACUAUGUUGAUUUAUACCUUAUUCAUGCACCUGUACAGCAUCUUGAACGGGAUGGAGGCCUGAAACAGGUCUGGCGUGAGAUGGUCGAGGUGAAGAAGAAGGGACUCACAUGGAGUAUUGGAGUAAGCAAUUUCAAUAUCAAGUACCUCGAGGACAUUAUCGAGCUUGGACUUGAGAAGCCCGUCGUUAAUCAAAUUGAGUAUCAUAUAUUCAACUGCUUACGUCUCGAACCUUUACUUGCCUAUUCCCGGAAGCAUGAUAUCAUAACGGAAGCCUGGGGCAGCCUCACUCCACUCCUUCCCGACCGUAUCAAAGACAGUGAGCAACUCGCUGACGCGUGUACCAAAGUCAAGUCCAUACUUGACGAGAUCGCCAGGAAACGCGGGGACACUGUGACGCAGAAUCAAAUUUUAUUCAAGUGGCUUGAAGCUAAGGAAAUCAUUGCCGUCACCACAUCGACCAAGGAGUCACGUUUGAUGGAGUAUCUUGAGACGGAGCAGGUUAAGGAUUUAACACCAGAGGAGGUGGAGGUAAUCGAUAAUUCAGCCGGAAUAUAUCAUCGAUUUGCGGUGAGUUUGCAAUUUGCGUUGCCUUCUGUACAGAAGAACUAA